CACAACCGCCGACGCGAGCGUCGUCGCGCGGCGUCACGUCGUACCGCAGCGCUGGAGCGCGCACGACGACCGUGAAAAUCGAAUAAAUAGUCGUUCGCGGUGCCAGCCGGAGCAGACGCGAACGGACGGACGUCACGACGUUCGGUGAAAGAGACGAGAAAUCGAAAGACUGAGAAAGAGAGCCGCGACGAGGCGUCGUACCCUCCGUCAGCAAAUUAUAUCUGUGUAUCGACAACACGCGCUCUCGAUCUCGCCCUUCCACGGCGGCUGCUGCUGCUGCUGGUAACCUGUGUACGGCGUGUAACACACAGGUACGCGUCGUCCACGAAAACGGGCUCUCCGGGAAACGCGCUCGGAAUAUUCCUCAUCGAUGAGUGAGCGAGUACGCGAUCGCGCUUCGACGGUGGGUGCCGCGCGGCCGCCGCGAGACAGGCCGGGGCCCAGGUUUUGAAUUCGGAGGAGACCAUCGCGCGAGGAAUGACGCUGGAGAAUCCGUUCUUCGUCGUCAAGGACGAGGUGUGUAAGGCGUUGAACAAGAACCGUGGCUUGUACGGACGCUGGAACGAGUUACAGGAUGUCGCGGUCGCGUCGCCGAACACACCAGUGAGUGGUGGAAUAUCUGCGGCCGCCGCGCCGAUCUCGCGGGACGAGCUCGAUUGGACCACUACCGAGCUGCGGAAAGCGCUACGCUCCAUCGAAUGGGAUCUCGACGAUCUGGAGGAUACUAUCUGUAUUGUCGAGAAAAACCCGACAAAAUUUAAGAUUGACAACAAAGAGUUGACGGUUCAGCGGAGCUUCAUCGAGCAAGCACGUGAGGAAGUCAAAAUUAUGAAGGACAAGUUGAAUCUGAGCAGAGGCCGGGAUCGUGACAGCACGGCGAGACAGCCGCUGUUGGAUAAUAGUCCAGCACGAAUGCCCACAAAUCAUGGUACUACCAAGUAUAGUAAGCUGGAAAAUGAGAUCGACAGUCCGAAUAGACAAUUUCUCAACGAUACGAUGCAUCAGCAGAAUACCAUGAUAAGACAACAGGAUGAACAGCUAGAUAUGAUUGGUGAGACUGUUGGUACCUUAAAAACAGUAUCCAGGCAGAUCAACAGUGAACUGGAUGAACAGGCUGUAAUGCUAGAUGAGUUUGGGAACGAGUUGGAAGCAACGGAUUCCAAGCUGGAUGCAACAAUGAAGAAAAUGGCAAAGGUGCUUCACAUGAGUAAUGGUAACUAUAACAAUUAUAUUCCCGCCCCUACCACCGCGUCCUCCAGCGUUUCCGACCUUGUCACUGAUAAGCCCUCCUCUUUCUCCUCCUUAUCCACCACGAUAACCAACUGUUUUCUGUGUUCUAGCGACUAAUUAAUCAUAUGUUUCUAUAAUUGUUCAGUCGGAAAAUCAUAGAAGGAGAUCAUGAGAUCCGCCUCCUUGUGUAUCUCGAGCACGCGUUUUGUUUUGCUUGGGUUUUUUUUUUUCUUUUCGAAAUUAUUUGUGGCAUCAAAAGCACAAAAUUAGGAAUGUUAAAUAAUAUUUCAGAUGUUUAAUUAGAUGCGAAUGUAUAAUAUUUUGCGGCUCGUAGAGAUCGCAUAGUAUAUAUAUAUAUAUUUGCAUAUAUAUAUUACAUCUAAGACCUAAUUAUAUUAGUCCUUACCGCUGCUUCGUAAGAUGAUGUAGUUUGUUAUGUGUAAUUAAUUAACAAAAGUAUCGAAAUAUCCUCGUUUGAGAGGAUAGUGCGAAUUUUAUCGCGUUAUUUAGUGUCGAAAGCAGGGCGGACCAGUUGGAGAUCUCAGAGGGAGUGCUCCUGUAAUUAAAGUUAAUCAACGUAAUCUAACCGGCGGAAAGAGUUGAGUAGAUUGAACACACACGCAAUAUGUGAUUGUGCCCACCGGCAAACGAAAGUUUAAAUUUCAAUUUUAAUUUUAAUUUUAAUUUUAAUUUUAAUUUUAAUUUCAAUCUAUAACGUAUAUCUCUUCAGUCGCACAUGCGUGUGUGAUUGAAAUGAGUCAGAGUGCUAGUAGUGUUUUCGCCUGAAACAAAAUUGGUUGCUCCGAAAACCGAAUUCUAACUUGCAGCAGAAUUAGUGAAGUAAUCGAUUGUUUUCUGAAAGGUUCAAUAGGCGUUCUUUAGAACCGCAAGCGCCAUUAGAAUUGAAUUAGAACUUGAGUUCCCGCGAAAACAUUUUUAUUCUGUGGCAUGCUACAGCCGCGUAUAUGCGUAUAUGCACAUAUAUGAUAGAAGUAAGUCGCAGAUAUACAAAAUUUGGAAAUGGAAUUUUGAAUUUCUGCGAACACACAGAGAGGUCGAGAGAUUAAAUUCAUAUUCGAAUUUAUCCUCGAAAUCGCACGUGUUAAUUCUGUAUCUUUGAAAAGAUUGACGGUAAAUGAAUUAUUGAUGUUAAAUAGUUUACUUUAACUUAAGUUAAAUAAUUAACCGAAAUAUAUUACCUCUUUUAAUUAGAAUUAGUGUAAUUGAAAUUACUAUAAGAUUUUAAACACCGCGAUAUUAAGAUACUCCAGAAUAGGAGUAUAGGAGAUUUUCCAAAUUAAAAGAGAUAUAUGAUAGUUUAAUAAAAAAAGGAAGGAAUAUUGAGAAUAACAAUUAUAUUUUUCCUCGUUGAGAAAGACGAUAAUUCGUGCAUGCGAAAGUCAAGGGAAUGUCUGUGUGAAUUGAGAGAGGAUCGUAGAUUGCAUACUAGUUACAUGUAACCGAAUUCGAAGAUGUAGUUUAUUGUUAUCUCUCUCUCUCUCUCCCUNCUCUCUCUCUCUCUCUCUCUCUCUCUCUCUCUCUCUCUCUCUCUCUCUCUCUCUCUCUCAUCUUUAUGAACAAUUGUGAAAAAGGCAAAAGAAAAGAGAAUAUUGACGAAUAAAAAACUGAGAACCGAUUUGUAUUAUCAAAUGUAAACGAUUAUAAAUACUCCUGUUCCUCGCUACUUUUUAUUAUACAUAUGUUACAAUUAUAAUUAUAUACUUAUUAUUCCGUAUUAUAUAUAUUUUUUAUCUAAGUUCAACGUGUGUCGUUCUCGCAAUUUUGCCGAGUUUCCCGUUGAAUGACAAACACAGAUGAGAAUGUUGAAUAAAUAAAUUAUAUAUUUAGAAGUAUUAACGAUUAUUGUUAAUUAUACAAGACAUUGUUGCAUUUGCAUAUGAGCGUUUUCGAAAGAGCCCAAUAUCAUAUAACUUUAAUCCCGAUCUCAUUCAUGAGUGAGACGCAUGUGAUAUUACUUUCCGUUUG
Molecule: messenger RNA, 3216 nt
Organism: Dinoponera quadriceps
Lineage: Eukaryota; Metazoa; Arthropoda; Insecta; Hymenoptera; Formicidae
Product: syntaxin-6
Exons: 6
Coding region: 478-1347 (289 amino acids)
Biological process (GO): Golgi vesicle transport
Cellular component (GO): membrane
Source: RefSeq, a predicted model, not a curated record